AAAAGAUUCAAAACAACAUAGCAGAACAGAGUGAUUUGGGGUUUUCGAUUGGAAUACAAUCAGUUUUACCGUUCUUAGUUCAAAAAUACCAGCCCAAUCAAGGCGGAGUGAGAUCCCGGAAGAAUUUGGGUUGCCACUUGCGAGCGACCAUAUACUCCGUCAACAAUAGGAAAGCCGUAGACAGAAAAGGAUAGUAAAUCAAGUGUGGAAAGGUCGUCGCAAUCCCGCUGCAGUGGUUAAUUCCGCCACCGCAGAGGAUCUUCGCCAUUUCCCACCGCCUCCCUAUGGAUUUCCGCAUCUCCGGCGCCUCUCCUUCAUCUUCUUCCACAUCGUCGACGGACCCUCACAACUCGUCCACGUCUCACCACCGCCGGCCCCAGAAUGGAGGCGCCGACAACAAUGGCAGCGACCCUAUGCACUCUUGGUGGGAGUCAAUGUCCAAAGCCCGCUCCCGCAUACUCCUUCUCUCUAAUAUUCUCCCCUCGGAUUCCACUGCCGUCGCAUCUCUCACUGAUUCCGAUCAGCCAGCUCGCUCGCUCCUUCUCUCCCACCCUGCUUACUCUUUGCUCUCUACUUCUCUCUCCAUUCCGUCUUCCGGCUCCGGCGACGAUCCGUUGUGCCACUGGUUGUACGACACUUUCCUUAGCGAAGAUUCCGAUCUCCGCCUUGUCGUCCUCUCUUUCGUUCCGCUUUUGUGCUCCCUUUAUCUUUCCCGUAUCCACUCGUCUACACCCACCUCUACCACGCCGUCACUCUCCGGUUUCGAAGCUGUCCUUCUCGCUCUGUAUUCUGCCGAAACCAAAGCCCGAGCCGGGAAACCGAUACUGAUCUCAUUACCUGAUCUGUCUCAGCCGUCCCUGUAUCAUACACCGCGAAACCCUAUUCAAAGUAGAUCGACAUCGAUCCAGCCGUCAGUUGCAGUUCUCUCGCCUCCUCUCGAGCCACAGAUCGCCGUGAAGUCAACCAAACGGGCCUCAAUCGUUGGGGCUGCGCUGGACUGUUACUACAAACAGAUCUCACAAAUGCCAAGUUGGUCAAAGGUUGACUUUUGUAGAUUUGCAGCCGAUUGGGCUGGCCAGGACUGCCCUUGUGUGUCGGAGUUGGAUGAGAAUCACCGCCCUAGAUUAGAAAAUCUGUUUUCAGAUGAUUCUAGGGUUCCCGAGGGGUUCUCAGAAGAAUUCAGCAACUUGGAGAUUGACAAGAAGUCAGAUGGAGUGAGGAUUCCGUUGCCAUGGGAGCUAUUGCAGCCUGUGCUGAGAAUUGUAGGGCAUUGUUUGUUGGGUCCUUUGAAUGGGGAAGAAGAUGUGAAGAAUGGGGCAUCACUUGCAGUGAAGCGUUUGUAUGCAAGGGCCCAACAUGACUUAGUUCCCAGGGCAAUUUUGGCAACCAAAAGUCUGGUUCAGCUGGACAAGAGAGCUCGAGAUGCCACCCGGGUGGCUAACGCUUCCACUUCUACAUCAAAUGCUAACACGCCUAGCAAAGCAAAGAAGCCAGAGAUUCUUUUGGUUUCAAAAUGAAUUGCCAAGCCAAUUAUUAAUUUUCAGGACUAAAGUGGAUUAAUCAACAUUAUUGAAAGGACACUGCUUUUUGUUACCCUGUAUAUCCGAAUUGAAGGGCCAAUGCAGAUAUACUCCGUAAUAUAUUACUCUGUAUAUUUGAGACAUGGGUUGUAUCAAUGAAGAUCAGAUUCACAUACAGCGUUGACCUGAAAACUGUAUAUUCUGCAAUAGCAAUGAGGUGGCAAGAUGAAUGUCAUGUAUGUAUCAUUUUCAAUGUCAAGGUUUUAGAAGCUUUGUUACAUGAGAUGAAUUCCUACGUUACCUCUUGUAGUCUUGGCGCCUAUCAUAGUAUCAUCUUUGUUGUAACCUCCCUCCCCCAAGUGCUAUAUAUUGUUCCUAGCUGUGUAUUGUUUAGAAAAUAGAAAUUGAUCCAUUUCAAAAGUUCGCAUCAUUGUUUUUCUAUUGUAUUGCACAGCCCUUGUUUGGAUCUUGAGAUUUCUCUUAUCCAACUUCCUACUUCUGAUAGGUAGCCACUGUUUGUGAUUUUAUGCAGUUCUGCAUGGGUUUUAAGUUUGUUUUUAGACACUUAAAUGGGUGUAAGGAGCUCUUAAGUAAUGCAUGGAAAGUUGUAUGCAAUGUAAUGAAAUGUGUAAGCUUAGCAGAACUUUUUUAUACAUUUGUAUUGGGA
Messenger RNA from Cuscuta epithymum, 2187 nucleotides. The record is from the annotation of a GenBank genome assembly. NCBI's taxonomy places the organism in Eukaryota, Viridiplantae, Streptophyta, Magnoliopsida, Solanales, Convolvulaceae.